GUGACUCGAAAACAAAGAACAUAAUAACUUGAAUAUCAAUCAUAUAAUUAUUUUUAAUUGGAUUCAGUUUCAAUGUAUUCUGAUAUGCAUGGUUUUGAUAUUUUGUCACACAUGUUCAAUGAAGAAAUCCCAGACCUUAUUCUUUUCUCUGAUGAUCCUCUUCCUCUCUUCACAGCUCAAGAAAACAUGAUUGAUUCUCUUGAUCCUUUAUCCCUUUCAUGCAUCAAUUUCUCAGAGUCCCAAAUGGUGGCGGAUCAUUGUUCCAACAAUCAUCAGCACCAUCUAAGUCUUCCUCACAGUUACCUGCAGAGGAGCUCCAGUUGCAAAUCGUUUGAUAGAAAACCAGUUUUUCCACCAUGUGAAGCUCACAACGACACUUUGAUGGAUUCCCCAACUUCUGAGUGGGAAAACGAUUUCUUCAAAGGACAAAUAAGGAGGGUCUUCAGUGCAGGAGACUUGCAGAACAUGCAUGCAACUCAAACACUUCAGACGGAUGAACCGUACUUGAAGGUGGGGCGUUACAGUCCCCAAGAAAGGAAAGAGAAAAUCUCAAAGUACAGGGCCAAGAGAAGCCAGAGGAAGUUCAACAAGACUAUCAAGUAUGCAUGCCGAAAGACACUAGCCGACAAUCGAGUCCGCAUACGUGGCAGAUUCGCACGCAACGACGAUACCAGCGUGAUUCCGAAAGCCCCAUGUUCAACUUCAAAUACACAGCAAGACCAAGAUGAAUUCUGGAUUGAAAUGAUUGAAGCGUUGAAUGAGUAGUAGAUCCUCUGUUAGUAUGAAGAUCCAGAGUUUCAGUUUCAUUAGUAUGGCUUUGAUUUUGAGUUUUGAGGUGUGAAAGAAGCACAAUUUCUGGAAGACUCAACUUUACAAUUUUAGUUUCAUCAAAAAAGUCACCGUAUUUGCAAUGUUUAUGCUUAUGUGGGUGGACUGUUCUAGGUUGACUUCUGUUGGGUUAGAGUAUGUACCUCAGUACCUGUAUCCAAUUUCACUUUCUCUUUGCCUUUCUUCAUUGUAUAUAGGAAUCUUCAUGUAAUGCAUUUUCAGAAGAAAAUAAAGUAU
Molecule: messenger RNA, 1065 nt
Organism: Arachis stenosperma
Lineage: Eukaryota; Viridiplantae; Streptophyta; Magnoliopsida; Fabales; Fabaceae
Exons: 4
Coding region: 73-765 (230 amino acids)
Biological process (GO): regulation of flower development
Cellular component (GO): nucleus
Molecular function (GO): protein binding
Source: RefSeq, a predicted model, not a curated record